Messenger RNA from Carassius auratus (goldfish), 1545 nucleotides. RefSeq names its product probable fructose-2,6-bisphosphatase TIGAR A. Gene Ontology annotation, molecular function: fructose-2,6-bisphosphate 2-phosphatase activity. The coding region runs from base 498 to 1259 and encodes 253 amino acids. Gene Ontology annotation, cellular component: cytosol. The transcript is spliced from 6 exons. Lineage: Eukaryota; Metazoa; Chordata; Actinopteri; Cypriniformes; Cyprinidae. Gene Ontology annotation, biological process: regulation of pentose-phosphate shunt; negative regulation of glycolytic process. The record is from RefSeq and is a predicted model, not a curated record.
UGAAGUCGAACAAGCCUUAUGACUGAUUCGUGAAUGAAUUGUUCUUUUGAGUCGGAUCUUUUCAAGGAAUCGGUUGAGCUGGAGCGUACAACCGGUGUGAAUGAUUUAAAGUAUUUAGUAGAUUUGGCAUAUGAUAAAUUAAAUUACAGAAAGGACUCUUAUAAAUAAAGCGAACAAAAAGCCUAAAUGUAGCCUUAGAGCUUAAUGGGACUGAGUAGUGACUUGGGUUUUGACAAAAAUAAUGGCAGUUUUUGAACCGUUCAAAAGAACCGAUUUGUGAAAUUGAAUCGAACCAGCCAUGCGUAGAUUGCGUACUAACUUCCGGCUAAUCAAGUGACUUGCAGAGAUAGCGCUGUCAGUGCUUUCACCCCAAAGUAGCAAAUUAGGCGCCUAUUUGAAAACGCAAGAGGAGGGACAGUUUGUGAUUGACCCUGGGCGCAAAGCAUGAACAUCAUAUAACCUCCCGACGUUGUUAACAGGAUCUCUAUAGCUGCGCAAUGCUCGCUUUUGGCUUAACGAUAGUUCGACAUGGUGAGACGCAGUGCAACAAAGAUGGCCUUUUACAAGGUCAGAAAAUAGACUCUCCACUUUCUGAAAUUGGGAUACAGCAGUCUGAGGCUGCUGGUCAGUACCUCAGGGAUGUAAAAUUCACAAAUGUGUUUGUCAGUGACAUGAAACGUGCCAAGCAGACCGCAGAGAUCAUUGCGAGGAACAACAGAACCUGUCCUGAUAUAGAGCUAGUAGCAGAUCCAUCACUUAAAGAGAGAAGUUUUGGUAUAGCUGAGGGAGGACGAGUUAUAGAAAUGAAAAACAUGGCUAAAGCAGCCGGACAGCCUCUGCCAGAGUUCACUCCGCCUGAGGGAGAGACCAUGGAGCAGGUAAAAGUGCGAAUCAAGGGUUUUCUCAAGACUAUGUUCCACCGAAUAGCUAAUGAACAUCAAGACAAAAUACAAGAUGGUGGAACAUCCCUAGCAGAUGAAACUGACAGGGCUCAAGCAGGACUUCCAGAUGAUGGAGUCUUGAAUGUGCCUGUCCAUGCCCUGGUGGUUGGCCAUGGGGCUUAUAUGAGCAUAGCUAUGAAGUAUUUCUUUGAGGACCUGAAGUGCCCCAUGCCCCAUGGUUUAGACCCUUCUCAAAGGUAUUCCAUCUGCCCCAACACCGGAAUGUGCCGAUUUCUUAUCACUUUGAAAUGUAAUAAUGUAGACCCUGCACUUUCAGAUGUGAAAUGUGUGUUCAUUAACAGAAGAGAUCACAACUGAACAGAGAUGACAUCACUGAAUUUAAUGAUGAACUGCCUUUAACUAUCAUUUUGCGUUAUUGACACACUGUUUUCCUAAUGAAUGUUGUUCAGUUGCUUUGACGCAAUGUAUUUUGUUUAAAGCGCUAUAUAAAUAAAGGUUACUUGACUUGACAUCAAGGCUUAGAUUUAGAUUAAGAACAACAGUUUUAACAUUUAUAAGGUAAAACGUAAGAAAUCAACAAAAUGUUUACAUGGUACGCCAAAAAAAAAAGAAGUCCUACUGUAUUCAAUCACUUUAACCAAAA